ACAAAAAUAAAUUAUUGGAAGAAAUAUACUGAAAGUAAAAGUGAUUGCAAAAGUUGAUUGGAAGAAAUAAAUUAUUCUCGAUCAGCUAGGCCUUUCUGCGGCCGGGAGAAGACCCCACAAGGCCUCCACUGGUGUCGCCGGCGCCGGUGCCAGGGGAUUACGCAGUUCCGUCAUUUUCUCCCUCCUCAUCUUCCAACGUUUCCACACAGUUUCCUGCUAGUAAAUGUGCACAAAACUUAAAUUUAGGUAAUGUUUAUCACAGUCCACAUUUGAUUGAAUUUGAAGAAUCUCCACAUUCGCGCCACGUUGAUUCUUUUUCCGCUUCUAUUUCGCCGAGUAACUGUUCGACGAAAUGUCCCAACCAUGCACCUCCUCACUGCACCGUUACCUUCGCUGCUCUCUCCCCUUUUGACCCCUUCCUUCCCCCACCCUCAUUCUACUUCUCCUGCUCGACCGGUUGGGUGCUCCGAUUCGUGGUUCUGAAAAUGGUGUAAGAAGAUGGUUUAUCUACAAUCUCCAUUACUCUUUCUCUUUCAUUGAAACUUGAUUGGACCCAAUGGUUACUUUUAAAAGCUAUUUGACUUAUAGAAGAACAGAUAACCCUUUCAAAGUCUCCAGAUUUCGUAGCAUUUGCUUUUUCACACUAGAAGCUACAUGCUGGCAUAUAUACGGUGGCUUGAGAUAUUAUCAUUCUGGAUCAGAAUGGGGUAAAAAUCAGAAAUUGAAUCCAAACGAAAAGCCAAACAGGGUGGGGCUUUUCUGGGACUUGGACAAUAAACCACCCAAUGCAAUCCCACCUUUUGAUGUUGCCAAUAAGCUGAGAAUAGCUGCAUCUUCCUUUGGGAUUGUUCGUUACAUGGUGGCUUAUGCAAAUAGCCACACUUUUAGUCAUGUUCCUCAAUCUGUACGGGAGAAAAGGAAAGAGAGGGAACUGUUGUAUCGUUUAGAGAACAAGGGUGUCAUCAAGCCAAAUGAACCUUAUCGUUGUCGGGUUUGUGGGAGAAAGUUUCAUACUAAUGACAAGCUUGUCAACCAUUUCAAGCAACUGCAUGAGCGUGAGCACGGGAAAAGGAUAAACCAGAUUGAGUCUGCUAGAGGGAACAGGAGGGUGAAGUUGGUGGCUAAGUAUUCUAUGAAAAUGGAAAAGUAUAAGAAGGCUGCAAGUGCUAUUCUCACACCCAAAGUGGGGUAUGGUUUGGCAGAUGAGCUCAAACGAGCUGGGUUUUGGGUUCAAACUGUGUUGGAUAAGCCGCAGGCUGCAGAUCGAGCAUUGCAAAGCCACAUUGUGGAUGUCAUGGAUCAUAGGCGGGUUGAGUGUGUGGUUCUUGUGUCUGAUGAUUCUGAUUUUGUUGAUGUGAUAAAGGAGGCAAGGCUGCGAUGUCUGAAGACGGUUGUCGUUGGGGAUAUUGAUGAUGGUGUCUUGAAGAGGACUGCCGAUACUGCCUUUUCUUGGGAGGAAAUUCUGAUGGGGAAGGCUAAAAAACAGGCUGCUUCGGUUGUGAAAAACUGGAAGGAUCGUGAUAUUUUGAAGAGGUUAGAGUGGACAUAUAACCCUGAUGCAGAUAAAAAUAAAUUGGAUGUGGAUGUGGAUGAUAUUGUAGCUGAAACAUCUGAAGAUGAUAAUAUUGAAGAUACCUCUGAUGAAGUUGACGAUGUCUAUAAGGAUGACAGAGGUUCUUGGUGGGAAUUAGAUUCUGACAAUGAUGUCUCAGAGGGACAGUCGGGCAAAUUAUCCGAUUUAUCUGUGCAUAAGUGAACACUUGACCUUCUACUUGACCGAGUUUGGUCAUUGAAUAUGUGAGAUAACACUAUGUUGGAAAGUUAUGAAGGUUGUGGUAACUUUGAAAAGGAAAGUAGUAUCUAUUUAUUAGUUGUCUCGUUUGCUUCAUAGUCUUUAUCAGCUGGCAUUGUUUGAUUAGUUCUGGUUCCUUGUUAUGGAUGUCUAUUUGAUAUGUUUCUUUGGUGUUCUACUCAAUAACAGCUAUUUGCAGUUAAAAUCAGGAAAAAGGACUUUUUAUUGUAUGUAAUAUUAAAAUAUUGUGGCCUGGUGCACCCAUUUUUAAAAUAUUAAAUUUGCAAUAUAUUAUUUUUUCAUU
Messenger RNA from Vigna angularis (adzuki bean), 2096 nucleotides. RefSeq lists its product as uncharacterized. Lineage: Eukaryota; Viridiplantae; Streptophyta; Magnoliopsida; Fabales; Fabaceae. Gene Ontology annotation, molecular function: RNA nuclease activity. The record is from RefSeq and is a predicted model, not a curated record. The coding region runs from base 557 to 1756 and encodes 399 amino acids. The transcript has a single exon.